Molecule: messenger RNA, 4465 nt
Organism: Triplophysa rosa
Lineage: Eukaryota; Metazoa; Chordata; Actinopteri; Cypriniformes; Nemacheilidae
Product: GTPase IMAP family member 8-like
Exons: 4
Coding region: 99-2264 (721 amino acids)
Molecular function (GO): GTP binding
Source: RefSeq, a predicted model, not a curated record
UUUAAUUAUAACACAACACACAAAUAUAAAACAAAGACUGUGACAGAGCUCCUCACAGUUUACAGUGUUUCGCAGUGAAAACUGACAGUUGUGUGAAGAUGUGGAAGAACUGGAGUGUGUCAUCGACGAGUCGAGAUGAUGAUAAGAGUCGCUCAACAGAAUUUCAGAGAAAAGGAAGCAAACGAAAGAUUCUUAAGACCAAACAGGAGAAGAGAAUCUUGCUGUUGGGAUCACACACAGAUGCCAAAAUGUCCUGUGGAAACAACAUCCUGGAGAGAGAGGUGUUCUCAGAAUCUUCAUCAACCCUACACUUGUAUGAGAAACAUGCUGACACAGUAGUUAACAGACGCCUGAUGGUCAUCAACACUCCUGACCUUCUUGAUCUUGCGCUCUAUUCUGAGGAAUAUUAUGUGAGGAGAUGUUUUCAGUUGUCUUUUCCUGGUCCUCAUGCUCUUCUUCUGGUUCUCAAGCACGGCACGUUCACAUAUCAAGAGAGAGACGCUCUCAAGCUCAUAAACAUCAUCUUUGGUUCAGGUGCAUCAGAGUUUGUGAUUGUCGUGUUCAUGCAUGAAGAUCAGAUGUCUGACAGAACUGAAUACUCUGACUAUGACCACAGAGCCAUGGAGUCUCUAUUACAGACCUGCAGACGACCCCCUCAUCACCUGAAGAAGAAUGGAGACCCAUCACAGGUGCAGAAUCUUCUGGAGAGCAUCGAGAAGAUGGUGGACGACAACAGAGGCUGUUACUUGAAGAUUCCUGAGGAAGUUACCAGAGAUACAGACACAGUCUUCCAAACACCAAAGGCUGUUGGUGGUUGUGAGAAGAGCACCAGUGAAGUGAGGAUUGUGCUGAUUGGAAAAACCGGAGUUGGCAAAAGUGCAACAGGAAACACAAUUCUGGGACGAGGUGACGUGUUUGAGUCUGAAGGCUGCAUGACUUCAGUGACCAAGAGAUGUCAGAGAGAGAGAGGAGAGAUGUGUGGACGUGAAGUGACUGUGGUGGACACACCAGGACUCUUUGACACGAGCUUCAGCAAUGAAGAGAUCCAACUGGAGAUGAUGAGAUGUAUUGAGCUCUGUGCUCCUGGACCUCACGUGUUUCUGCUGGUCAUCGCUGUCGGCCGGUUCACACAAGAAGAGAGAGAAACCCUUCAACUCAUCCAGAUGACGUUUGGACAGAAAGCUCAGAGCUACACUAUAGUAAUAUUCACACAAGGAGACAACCUCGGAGAUAAAAGUAUUGAAGAAUACAUUAAGAAAGGUGAUCCAGAUGUCCAUAAACUGAUCAGUGACUGUGGAGGAAGAUAUCAUGUGUUUAAUAAUAGAGAUAAAGACCCUCAUCAGGUCGAGAGUUUACUGAAGAAGAUUGAUGAGAUGGUGAAGAGUAAUGACGGCACUUUCUACAGUAAUGAAAUGUUCCAGGAGGCUGUAGGAGCUUUUAAACUCAUUCAAGUGUACAAGAAGAAAGAGGAGGAGGUGAAACGACAGAUGAAGGCCAUUAAAGCCAAAUAUGAAGCAGAUAUUCAAGAAUAUAAAGAGAAACUACAGGAGGAGAAAGCAAGAGGGAAAAUUCAAGAACUUCUGCUGAUGUUCAGAGGGAUUUCACUGCCUAAAAAACAUCAUGCAGGAAAACACAGAGAUGAUGAAGAUCAUGAACGGUUACAAUAUACAACCCAUUUGGAGAAAGAUGAAAAACAGAAAAAUCCACUUUUGAAAAAAACACACAUGGACACAGAGGGAACUGCACAUGGAGCAACAGGAGGAGAACAUGAUCAACAUCAGAGGAACAGCAAGAAAACUGGGAAAGGUGGUAACUUCAAAAAAAUCACAUUGAGAAACAAAGACAAAAAACAAAGGCCAACAGUGUUUAUGGGAGAAGAUGAAGCAAAAACAGCAAGUGGAGACCAGAACAGAGAAGAAAUUAACCGCACAGUGAAGGAUCAGAAGAUCAGGAAAGAUUCUGACUCUUUCCGACAAGAUAGACCCGUGAUGAAUGAAGAAAAUGUGAGUGACACAGAGGAAGAACAAGACAUGUAUGUGCCUCAGUUAUCUGAAGAGAUGAGAGAAACAGUGAAGGAUAAAGUUCUUCUUCAGCAGAUGAGAGAAAUGGAGGAACACAUGAAGAAGAUGGUGGAGGAGAUGAGAAUGUACAGAGAGAGCGCUCAGAUGUAUGCUGAAGAACUCAAGAGAAGAGAAGAGACAUAUAAUGAAAAAAUUAACAACUGGCAGAAAGCCCGAAAAAAACAAAGAUGUGUCCUUCAAUAACAGACACACCACUCCCAGUUAUCUGUUUUUGUCAAAAGAGCGCCCUCUCUUGAACGGUUUGUGUAUGAUGAUAAAAUGAUGCCAGUUAUGUGCAGGGUAAAGCCCGUGGUAUGCUUCUUUUUGUAUAUGCACGCGAGCUUACGCGAACAGCCGAACGCACAGCCUUGCAAAGUAUGCUUCCUUUAAAUCAUACACGUACACACGGGUUUUAAUGCAUGCGCAUUAUGACAUAUGGCAACACCUCUUAGAGCCUACAGGGGUCUGUAAAUAGCAUUUAUGCAGGUUCGAGGGUGGCGAAUGAAACAGCAGAACAACAACAACACUUACGUUACGUUAGUUGUGUCCCAAAUGACAUACUAUACACUAUGCACUCAACCAUGAAGUGUAUACAUUUUAGAAGGGUAGUAUCGUCCCAAAUGGAAAUGGUUAUGUACUUACCGGAAGUAUAUCGGUUUCCCAGACGAGCAGAAACGCACGGCACAAUGCGAGUCAAUAUAAUCAGUUUGUACAUUGUACAGUUUCCAUCCGUUUCGCCCAGUAUGACUUCAGUCACCAUCAGAUUGAAACUUUGCUUACGCAGCGUCUGUUAGCCCCGCCUCCCUUCCACUAAGUAAGCGAAACUGCGACCGUUGAGUUUGUGUGAAGUGUCCAGUUACACAGUUAAUAUUUUCGGUUGAAUGAGUGCAUCAUCCAGGUGCUCAAAGUGCACUUAUUUUUUGAGAAUUUUCAAUGUAAACGCAUUAUUCACACUAGUUAUACUACAAAAUGGCGUGGAAUAGUGCAUUGUGUGCAUAAGUACGCACCUCUUAAAUCGACACCCACAGGACACGAUUGCCAUCUGGUGGUUAAACUUAUUACUGUAAGAAAUGGAAUGCGCAUGCGCGACCUGCGCAUACUAUAUACACAAGGUUGUCAGGGAUUGGAAGGCAGAACAAAGGCGCAGACAGCAAGGUGGUGGGAAAACAAUGACAUUAAUAAAUAAAACACAAAGCAUAACCCACGAGGAGGUAAAACAACGAUAACAAAGGAUACAAAUACACAGAUAUGACAGAACACAAUUUACUUAAUUGACUCGACUCGACUCAACGUCAUACAGGGCAAAACGAAUGAGCACAAGACAGCAAACACAAGGGAAUUAUAUAGGAGAAACUAACAAGGGAUAAUUAACAAGGGGCAGGUGUGGGGAAUCAAACACUGAUGGGAAGCUAACGAGGAAAUGAAGGGGCAAACACAUGGCAGGCCAAAACAAACAAUGCCAUGUGUCUCACACAAAACACCGGGGGACUGUCAUGACCCUGCCACAAGACUAGAAAAGCAUGACAAGGUGAGGCAGGAUCAUGACAGAGGUAACAAAAUUCCGGCGGUGAGCGUACUAUUCUGAUGACGAAAUUUGUGUCACAUGCUCUGUAUGCUGUCCCUCACGUAUGUGUAAAAAGAGAACUGUACUUCGACCUUUAGAAUCAUGAAUGUGUACACACAAUUACAAGCAUAAAAUAAAUGUGUGUGUGCAAAGUAAGUUUCGUAAAUAUUUAAGAGGGAGCAUUUUUUUACAGAAAAAUAUUUGUCUUAAACUGUAAAUAUUUGUCUGAAACAGUUUUCAGACUGUUGUAUAUGGUUACAUUUUACAAUGGCAUGCUAAAAUGUAAUUGAACUAGAAUCCUUUAAAUGCAAAUUACCAAUGUGUACACCCAAACUAAAACUACAUGAAAUGUAUAAAACUACAGGUCAUUGACAAUAUUUAGCUCUGAUAGGGUUGUGUAUGAAGCUCGUUCAGUCUGUUAAGCCAUGAUCAGAGUGACUACCUAUAGCAUAAGUGUAAAAGAACACUAUUUACAUGCUCUUUGUUACUAUUGGAUGUGUCUUUUGGGAAAAUGAACAUUAAAUUGCAAAUUUUUAGUAAAUGUUUAAUGUAGCUGACAAUGUAAAUAUGUUUAAUGUUUAAUCUAAUGACAAUGUUUAAUGUAGCUGACAAUGCUUAUUAAUCGUUAAUAAGCAUUGUUGUAUAUGGCUGAUAAGAAAUAAAAUGUUGUUGAGCGCUCUUAUGAAUGAUUUUAGCAGUGGUUACUAAAUUGAAUGAGAUUGGUCAGUGUUUGCAUAUUUAAUUCUGUAUUCUUUUCUGAAGAUUUGUACAGUGGCAGUUCUAGCUUGUAUGGUGCCUGGACGAACACCCCCAGCCGCCACCACUCCCCCACACGAGCAAA